AUCUUUCAGAAUCUCCUUUCAACUUUUCUUGAUUAUCACAUUACUGUGGCAUUGGGGACUAAAUGGGAUCUGAAAUGAAUUUAAUAGGACAUUCCCAGUUAGCUGCUGCUGAUGGAUUUUCUCUUGCAGAAGCUCCUCAUUUAUUUGGUGUCCUUUCAGAGCCAAUGAGUUCUCCAGUGCAAGAGGCAGAUGUGUCACCUUACACACAGUACAGCAGUGUGCCGUUUCCCCAAGUUCAACCCCAGAUUUCCUCGCCGCCUUAUUACUCCAACCCGCUGGGCUUCUACCCUCCACAGCAUGAGGAAUGGUAUUCCCCGGGGAUGUACGAGCUCAGGAGAAUACCCUCAGAGACCUUUUUCACGAGAGAGGCAGAGAUAAUGGAUAUCCCUGUGGCCAAAAAGCCCAGACUGGGCCACUCCACGGGACGAGUGAAAGGAGAAGAACUCUGCGUGGUCUGCGGCGACAAGGCCUCUGGGUACCACUACAAUGCUCUGACUUGUGAAGGAUGCAAAGGGUUCUUCAGACGGAGCAUCACAAAAAAUGCAGUAUACAAGUGUAAAAAUGGAGGCAACUGUGAGAUGGACAUGUACAUGAGGAGAAAAUGCCAGGAGUGCCGCCUACGGAAGUGCAAGCAAAUGGGCAUGUUGGCUGAAUGUUUAUUAACAGAAAUACAAUGCAAGUCAAAAAGGCUACGGAAAAACGUGAAACAGCCUCCAGAUCAGACAGUCAGUGAUGAUAACGAAGGCCACGACAUGAAACAAGUGACAUCUACAACUAAAAUAUAUAGGGAGAAAAUAGAAUUUACCCCUGAACAGCAAAACCUUCUUGAUUACAUUAUGGAUUCCUACAGUAAGCAACGAAUACCACAAGAGGUGUCAAAAAAAUUAUUACAUGAGGAAUUCAGUGCUGAAGGAAAUUUUCUGAUCUUAACAGAAAUGGCUACCAGUCAUGUUCAGGUUCUUGUGGAAUUCACUAAAAAAUUACCAGGCUUCCAAACCCUUGAUCAUGAAGAUCAGAUUGCUUUACUGAAGGGCUCCGCAGUCGAGGCGAUGUUCCUCCGUUCCGCUGAGAUCUUCAGUAGGAAGCUUCCUACUGGACAUACUGACCUUUUAGAAGAAAGAAUUCGCAACAGUGGUAUCUCAGAUGAAUUCAUAACGCCCAUGUUUAAUUUUUAUAAAAGCACUGGAGAGUUGAAGAUGACACAGGAAGAGUAUGCUCUGCUCACAGCAAUAGUUAUCCUGUCUCCAGACCGACAAUACGUAAAGGACAGAGAGUCUGUGGAAAAGCUUCAGGAACCCCUCCUGGAUGUCCUACAGAAAUUCUGCAAACUUCACCACCCGGAUAACCCUCAACACUUUGCAUGUCUACUGGGCCGUCUUACGGAGUUACGGACAUUUAACCAUCACCACGCAGAGAUGCUGAUGUCGUGGAGAGUGAAUGAUCAGAAAUUCACACCUCUUCUCUGUGAGAUCUGGGAUGUGCAGUGAUGGAUAGGUUUUUUAAAAAUUUUUAUUUUAGGAUAACUAACUUUUUAAAGGACCACAAAGCAUUUAUUUUAAUAGAAAAGAAAUAUUCCACAGUUAAGUUUUCUUUACUGCAUUUUUAUAGAAACAUGCCAUGAAUGCAUGAGUCAUUUUGCUCAUUACAACAUCAUAUUGUAUAGUUAUCAGAUUUUCACAUGUGAAUAUAACUUUCUCUGUAUUUAUAUUCUUUGAUCAGGAAGAAUCCUACCUUC
This is a messenger RNA of Tinamus guttatus (white-throated tinamou), 1735 nucleotides long. NCBI's taxonomy places the organism in Eukaryota, Metazoa, Chordata, Aves, Tinamiformes, Tinamidae. The record is from RefSeq and is a predicted model, not a curated record.